This is a messenger RNA of Colletotrichum lupini, 1203 nucleotides long. RefSeq names its product GDSL-like Lipase/Acylhydrolase. Gene Ontology annotation, molecular function: hydrolase activity. Bases 1 to 1203 code for a protein of 400 amino acids. The transcript has 3 exons. Lineage: Eukaryota; Fungi; Ascomycota; Sordariomycetes; Glomerellales; Glomerellaceae. The record is from RefSeq and is a predicted model, not a curated record.
AUGGAGUGGUGUGGUGUUCAAUACCUGCAGCAGAUGACGACUUUGGAGAUUCGGGUUCGUUCUACCAAGCGAGGGGAGAAAGAAGCUGGGUUCCUGGCCCAGGGAGGUGCGGCUGUCUGCUCGGGGUUGCAUCAAGGAUUCGAGAGCUUUUCCUUGGCUGCACCGGCGUUCGACCAGGGACGGCGUGGCAAGGUUCAGGUGGUAAACGAAGCUGUCGGUAUACUCGUAAAGGGUAAAGGGGGACCUGAGAUGGUUCUCGUAUAUGAAGAGGAUGGGCGUCCGGUGCGACGAAGGACGUCUGUCUCUGGAGUUGCUCCUACUUCCUCAGCUUCGUCUUCAGCUUCACAGUCAUUACCACGCAGCACCCAGCAAGCAGCAGCACCUUCUGAAGAAGACUCGAACCAGACAACCACCACAGAAGACUCUACGAUGAAGCCUCAAGCCCUCCUCUCCGCCGCGGCCUUCCUCCCGGCCUUCGUCUCGGCUGCCCCGUCAGCGGACAAGAGAGCCGCAAAGCCUCCCGCGUUCUUCCUCGCCGGUGACUCGACUACCGCGGUGCAGUCUACUGGUGGUGGCGGUUGGGGCAAUGGCUUCCUCAGCUUCCUGAAGAAGCCGGCGUUCGGCACAAACUACGGCCGCAACGGACGUACUACGGUCGACUAUGUCAGCCAGGGACACUGGGCUACCGUCAAGGACGCAGUCAAGUCCAACACGGCCAACUUUGAUGUCUAUGUGACGAUUCAGUUCGGCCACAACGAUCAAAAGCCCGAAAAGAACAUCUCCCUCGACCAGUACCAGACAAACCUCGGCAACCUCGCCAAGGAAAUCAAGGCCCUCGGCGCGACGCCCAUCCUCGUCACCCCUCUCACGCGCCGCAGCUUCAACUCGGCGGGCGUCGUGACCAACAACCUCUCCAACGAGCGCGAGCGCACCAUCGCCGCGGCGACGGAGACCAAGACUACCUACAUUGACCUCAACCUCAACAGCCGCAAGUACGUCCAGGCCAUCGGCGAGACAAAGGCCCACUCGUACAACCUCGUCGAGAGCGACAACACGCACCUCAACGCCGAGGGCAGCGUCGUGUUUGGACGGUUGGUGGCGGACCUUGUGCUGCAGAAGAACAAGGGGCUCGAGCAGUGGUUCACGCCCAACAAUACGUUGAGCGAUGAGAUUUGGAAGGCGAUUAACAGCUCCACUGUCUAA